CGUUAUAGAGCAUCAGCCGCAAAAUUGAGAAAUUUCGCGACGAUGAUGUCUGGAGUGACGGACAGCAAGAAAUAUUUCGAGUUUUGGAGACAAGUGGCGGAUUCUGGUUGGUUCGAUGUGGAGCACUUGAUGGAAACAAAACCAUCUUAUUGUAUGAUGUCGUUGGAAAACAAUGAUCAUUACCCCACCCACCUCUUUCUUUAUGCUAAGAUGGGGAUUCAUAAUUACAAUAUGAUACAUGGGACCAACUUGGAGCUUUAUUGCUUAGAUAAAUACGUUGAUAUACCUAAAGUAUUUUACAGAUAUUACUAUAUAACUUUGGUUACGAAGGAUCCAGCUGGUGGUGGUUCUCUUGCACUUUUUCAGACCUGUGUUGUUGAAGAACGCUGCGACUUGAAGAAACUCAUUUGGGAUAUUGCUAGACCUAAGCCCGAACCACCAGAGGACCCCAUGCAAUCUUUGAAUAUUUAUCGUGGACGGGUAGAUCAUUCCAAAGAAGUUAGGUUGCCUGAUGAGUGGCCGUCGGAGAAUGUUUUCACUGAUAAUAAUCGAUAUUACAUGGUAAAGAAAUCAGAGUUGCUAAAAUAUGACUGGAUUCGUCUAUACUUAAAACUUGCAUUCCUCAACGCAAAUACCGAGCUUAAAAAUCCUGCUCUGUCAAAAUUGGUCAUCGUGAGGGUAGUGGUAGAAAGUCAAGAGAAGGUGGAGAUGCCAAAUGAGAAACUCAAAUCCAGAAAUGCAAUUUUCUACAUAAGGUACAAGUACCACCCGAAUAAAGGUGGAGUUUGUAAGGUUCAUGGUUUCAAGCCUCCCCGUGAUCGCAUGGCAAUGGUAAGAAGAACCACGGACGAGAAUACAGGACUCUACACUCUGACCAUGUUAGAUUCUGCAAAAGCUUAG
This is a messenger RNA of Thlaspi arvense, 900 nucleotides long. Lineage: Eukaryota; Viridiplantae; Streptophyta; Magnoliopsida; Brassicales; Brassicaceae. The record is from the annotation of a GenBank genome assembly.